Acanthaster planci (crown-of-thorns starfish) is the source of this 2343-nucleotide messenger RNA. Its product is annotated as short transient receptor potential channel 4-like. The record is from RefSeq and is a predicted model, not a curated record. Gene Ontology annotation, biological process: regulation of cytosolic calcium ion concentration; calcium ion transmembrane transport. NCBI's taxonomy places the organism in Eukaryota, Metazoa, Echinodermata, Asteroidea, Valvatida, Acanthasteridae. Gene Ontology annotation, cellular component: cation channel complex; plasma membrane. Gene Ontology annotation, molecular function: store-operated calcium channel activity; inositol 1,4,5 trisphosphate binding; protein binding.
UUUUUUAUUCACCACUAAUGUGAUGGGUCGAUACUUCAGAGUCAACGAUAAAGUACAUCUGUGUAAAAAUUAUUUAGAAUAGUACAUUUACACGGUAUCGGAGGAAGAGGCUGGAACGCUGGAAUGGAAGAACAUAUUUCACCAAACAGCCACUUGGUUGAACCCUUGUCGGUCAGCAGGCGAGGCUCUCUGUGCAGGAGCUUUCUGGACAGCAUCAAGCGAAAUGACGUCGACGCUGUGCGGUCCCUGGCCGGAGAGAAUAAACCGGAGGACCCCCUCGCCUGUGACGAGCUGGGACGAACCGCGUUGGUUGUGGCUAUCGACAAACACAGCUACGAUGUGAUCAAGUGUCUCCUUGAGCUACAGUAUGACAUUGGGGAUGCCUUAUUCCAUGCUGUUAACAUUCAGAAUGCCACCGCUGUGCGCACAAUCUGCAAGAGUCUCCCAGAAUCAUGCAAGCUGGAUGCCAUCAAUGAAUUUCCAUCUGGCAACCAUUACCCAGCUGUCACGACUCCCUUGCUGCUCGCUGGCAGAACAAACAACUUUGAAAUUAUCAAGGUUCUCCUCAAGCACGGUGCCACGAUGCCCGACCUUAACGACCUCAUCCGCCGGGCAAAGAGUGACCCGUACCUGAGAUUCCUAGCAGCGCUCUAUUGGUAUGAAGCAGCCAGCAGCGAAGCUUACAUCCUGCUUACCUCAGACGACCCCCUGGACACCAUCUUCAGACUGGGGAGGUCAUUGCAAGAGGCAGAGGAAGCGUUGAAUGUUCCCCUGUUCAACAUCGAGAGCGAGAGGAUCCAAGGUAAGCUGGUGGACCUAAGUACCAAGUUGCUGAGCCUGGCCAGGGACAAUGACGAGAUUGGGGUGCUACUGCGUGGUGGAGAAAAGGGCACGCCCAGCCCCCAGGUGCCUCUCCGGAUCCAGCAAGCGUUAGACAUGGACAGCUUCAAACAGUUUGUGUGCCACCCAAGUAGUCAGGCCUACAUGUGCGCCCAGUGGGAAAUUCACCAUCCCCGUUGGUUUUCCAAGAAGCCACAACUUGUCCGUUCGUACCUCUUCAACAUCGCAGUUGUACUGCUUUACCCUGUCCUGUGCGUCGCCUACAUCUUGUUCCCACAGACGACUUCGCCAAUUAUGAAGAGACCGAAAAUCCGGUUCUUGAUUCAUGCUGGCUCGCGGUUGACAUUGCUGGCCAUACUUAUAGUCUCCACCAGGAGUCAGUGGGUGGAGGAGGUGGUGAGUGAAGAUAACAGCAAAGCAUCCAACAGAGAGCUCCUCCGUUUGUACAUUCUGUAUUCUGAACAUCGGCUUUCGCUGGUGAAUGCGUUCACAGUGAUGUGGAUUCUGGGUAUGACAGUCAGAGCUGUCAAACAGCUGUGGACCCAGGGUGCACCUUUCUACUUCAAGAAUGGCUGGAAUAUCAUGGAUUUCUUGCAGCUCAUCUUGUACUGGAUUUUUCUCAUUGCUGCUUUUGUCGCAUUUGUUAAGUCCCUUGUGGUAGCUGAAGCAGGAGGCAUUUUGGAAAGUCAUGGUGAUGUAGAGCAAGCCCCGUCAAACGUUGUCAACCUCAGCACUAGAACAUACCUACCCACCACUGAAAGUACCAGUAGGGUUUCAAUUCCUUAUGGAGCAGUAGAGGCUCCUGCUAAUGGAUCGCAUCGAGUCUGGCAUGGCUGGCAGGAGUUCCAGGCCCAGCUAAUCUCGCAGGGGGCCUUCGCCCUGGCUAACAUGCUCAGCUUCCUUCACAUUCUGCACCACCUGCUUGCCUUUGCUCUGCUGGGCCCCCUGCUGGUUUCCUUCAUCGGUAUGACCCGCGAUGUCCUCAAGUUCUUUGCCAUCUUUGGCUGCCUGCUGGUCACCUUCUCCAUCGGAAUGACCCAGCUCUACCACAAGUUUGAGGCCCUAGAUGUCCACUUCUGCAACCGUGACGGGGAGCCCUGCCAGGACACGCCAUUUCUUACUUUCAUGAAGUCCAUGGGCUCCCUCUUCUGGUCGUUAUUCAACAUGAUGGACUUGACGAAUCUUCAGAUUGGGAAGGGCCUUGCCUUGACCGAGUCCAUUGGCCUUGUCAUGUAUGCCAGCUUCAUGCUGAUUGGGUCCAUUGUCUUGCUGAACGCGCUCAUUGCAAUGAUGAGCAACACAUACACAAGGGUAGAGGAAAAUUCUGAAGUGGAGUGGAAGGUGGCGCGUACUCGGAUCAUGGUGGAGUACAUAAGCGAGAGUGCUUCCUUACCCCCUCCUUUCAACCUUGUACCCACCGUCAAGUUCAUGCUCUGGCUGUUCAGGUGUCUCCGCCGUAAGUGCCGCCGGUCCAGCGACUCGGGCUCUGAGACAACCCUAUAG